GGCGGGAAAGUGAGAUCGGCCCGUCGGUCCUUGCCGACGGUCCGACUUACACGUCUAUAACGCCCGUUUAGCGUCAGCUUUGCGAGACCGAAGUCUCUUGGCUGCUCUUGGCGACGAUGACGAGCCAGAGCAGACCACAGUAGGCAUCUAGACUCAUCGUUUGAGAAAAGGAAAACAAAAACAGAAAGUCAAGCAGGAAGACUCUCCUGUCGAAUCCAAAAUGGCGACCCAAGACAUUCUUUCCAUCUUCCAGGCCUUCCUGGACGCAGUGAACAAUAAGAAGUGGGAUGAAGUUCACAACCACCUCCAACCGGUAGUGAGGGCAACCUACAACGAAAACUCAGAAAGCAGAGACGAAUUCAUCAACCGCCUCACCGUAACCUCCGAGAAGGGCAGCCACCUCAGCGCAGACCAGUGGACCGUCAACGAGGCCGCAAACUCCCUCGGCGCCCGCCUCGUCACAACCAUAAGCGACGCCCCCGAGGGAACCCCCGCCAAGGUCUGGGACCUCGUCCUUGUCUUCUUCGAGAACGGCAAGAUUGCGCGCCUCUACCAGGUCGCGAACCAGCAGAGCCGAGGCGUCGGCCCCGUACCCGCGCCGCCUUUCGUGCCCGAGGUCGCGGCCAAGACCUCCCAGAACCCAGUCUCGGCCGCCGAGAUCGAGGCGCGGUACCGCAAGUAUAUCUACAGCUACAACGACGGCACCAUGCCCACCGUGCUGCCGGCGCUGUGGGCGGAGACGAUCUCAAUGCACGGGAACACAGUACCGGCGCUAGGAGCCGUAGGGUUCCUUAGCAAGAUCCUAUUGCCCGUCAUCGCCGGUCUUAAGUACGAGGUUGACGAGUUUGUGGUUGAUGAGAAGAAGCAGCAAAUUGCUCUCAGGCUGUCCAUAUCGGGCGUGCCGCAGAAUAAGAAUCUGCAGAAGAAUGGUUCAGAUGGGAAGGUCACGGUUUACGAGCAUGCUUUGUACGGAUAUGAGGAGGGCAAGGUUGCUUGGGCAUGGGCCUCGCAGGCUUUCGACAUGAGACCUCCUUCGUUGUAGAGCCGUGGUCAGGGGUGCUCCCGUGAUUGAUGAAGAACAGUGGUUUGGUUUUUGGUCAAUAUCAGAUUCGAGCAUCAGGAUGAAACACAUCAAAUAGACUGAUUUAAUCCAUUACCGAUUAGCUAGUACUUGAUGUGCAUGACAAAUCCGACCAUAUUUGAACC
Messenger RNA from Colletotrichum godetiae, 1206 nucleotides. RefSeq lists its product as uncharacterized. The transcript has 2 exons. The coding region runs from base 221 to 1042 and encodes 273 amino acids. The record is from RefSeq and is a predicted model, not a curated record. Lineage: Eukaryota; Fungi; Ascomycota; Sordariomycetes; Glomerellales; Glomerellaceae.